ACGAGGCUUGUUUGACACGUCAUCACUCAUGCACAUUGCUCAUCUUCUUCUUCCCCAAUAAAACUCGGAGAGAACAAGAAACAAAAUUUAUUACAGACUCUGUUUGAUUUUGAUUUCCUCUCACUUCCCCCACUUUCGAACGUUCCUCAGUAUCGUUGGGAUUUCAAAUUCUGUUGGCGGAUUAGAUUUCAAAAAUCAAACUUUUUUGUUUUUUUCUGUUGAGGUUGUGAUCAUAUAUGUUUGGAAUUCGAAUAAAGAGCGGUUUUAUCGGGAGCUUUGCUGAUUGAUGACGAGCUCUAACCUCGAUGCCCAAAAUGCCGUUUUACUUUGCUCGUGAGGCUCCUAAGUUGUGGAGGAAAAUAUGCAAUGAGUCGUCAACUGAAGCUUCGCUUCUUGCUGGGAAUUGGAAGUUUGUUCUUGCUGGUCUCAUUUGUCAGUAUCUUCAUGGACUAGCUGUGCACGGAGUUCAUUAUCUACAUCGGCCAGGACCAAUACUUCAGGAUGCUGGCUUCUUUUUACUCCCGGAACUUGGACAAGACAAAACUUAUCUGAGUGAGACUCUGUUUGCUGUUGUAUUUUUUUCUUUUAUCUUGUGGACAUUUCACCCGUUUGUUUUUCAGAGCAAAAAAAUCUAUACAGUUCUGAUAUGGUGCAGGGUACUUGCUUAUUUAGCUGUGUCUCAGUUUCUCCGGAUCAUCACCUUCUACGCCACUCAGCUUCCUGGUCCAAACUAUCAUUGCCGCGAGGGCUCAGAACUUGCCAGGCUGCCCCCUCCGAAGAGUGCACUUGAAGUGCUCUUAAUCAACUUUCCCCGAGGUGUUAUGUAUGGCUGUGGUGAUUUGAUUUUUUCAUCGCACAUGAUUUUCACUUUAGUAUUUGUGCGCACAUUUCAGAAAUACGGAACAAGGAGGUGCAUCAAGCAGUUUGCUUGGUUAGUUUCUGUGAUUCUAAGUGUCUUGAUUAUAGCAUCUCGUAAACAUUACACCGUUGAUGUUGUUGUUGCCUGGUACACUGUAAAUUUGGUAGUUUCCUUUGUCGACCAAAAAUUGCCAGAAUUGCCUGAUCGGUCCUUGGGUUCUACAUCUCCACCGCUACUACCAACGAGUACCAAGGAUAGGGAUAGCAAAAACAGAGAAGAGCUUGAAAAAUUCAGGAAUGGAAAUUCUUCUGACAUCAGCACACGGGUCUGAAAAAUUAGUAAAUAUUCUCAGUCCUAUCCAGUUUGUCUUGUCUUGUGGAUGCUUUUCUCCGGAUUGUAGGUCAGAGAAGCCGACAUCUUCAGGAUAUCAACAUACUUACCAGUAUAUGGUAAAUAGAUGAGCAGCACAAGCUGAAGAUGGCUUUGCUGCUGUUAGUCUUAGGUAUGCGCUUAAAUUGUUUCAAUAGAUGCAAUCUCUUUUGUUGAGUGAGGCUGAUGAACCUGAUUUGUAUUAUUUGCUGGAAAUUGAAUGGAGUUCUUUUUGUAACACCCUUAGGAGUUCCACUAUUUCAGUGUUGAAUGUCACAUUGUCACCCAUAUCUUAUUGGCGCAGUUCACUUUCUUA
Messenger RNA from Rosa rugosa (rugosa rose), 1544 nucleotides. Its product is annotated as phosphatidylinositol:ceramide inositolphosphotransferase 3-like. The transcript is spliced from 11 exons. Lineage: Eukaryota; Viridiplantae; Streptophyta; Magnoliopsida; Rosales; Rosaceae. The record is from RefSeq and is a predicted model, not a curated record. Gene Ontology annotation, cellular component: trans-Golgi network; endoplasmic reticulum membrane; Golgi membrane. Gene Ontology annotation, molecular function: ceramide cholinephosphotransferase activity; inositol phosphoceramide synthase activity; sphingomyelin synthase activity. Bases 306 to 1190 code for a protein of 294 amino acids. Gene Ontology annotation, biological process: ceramide biosynthetic process.